This is a messenger RNA of Hermetia illucens (black soldier fly), 1332 nucleotides long. Its product is annotated as lipase 1-like. Gene Ontology annotation, molecular function: hydrolase activity, acting on ester bonds. The record is from RefSeq and is a predicted model, not a curated record. The transcript has 5 exons. NCBI's taxonomy places the organism in Eukaryota, Metazoa, Arthropoda, Insecta, Diptera, Stratiomyidae. The coding region runs from base 34 to 1257 and encodes 407 amino acids. Gene Ontology annotation, biological process: lipid metabolic process.
UUAGUCAGUCAAGUGCUUCGAACUGAUAGCGAAAUGGAGGCGCUCACUACCCUCAAGAGUUUGAUCGUCGUUUUAAGUUUGUAUUUCAAUCCAGUUACUCCAUAUGAAGAUAACGUGACCACCACAAAUCUACCACGCGACAUAGCUGAAGAUGCCGCUCUUACAACGGUUGGCCUAAUAUUUAAAUAUGGAUUCCCAGUUGAAAAGUACAACGUUACAACUCAAGAUGGAUACGUGCUUGAAGUUCACCGUAUUCCUAAGCCUGGCAAGCAGCCUGUGCUUCUGCAGCAUGGGUUCUUAGACUCGUCAGCUACUUUUGUAUUGAUGGGACCAGAUAAAGGGUUAGCUUAUAUUUUAUCCCAGCAAGGAUACGACGUUUGGCUAGGGAAUUCACGAGGCAAUCGGUAUUCCCGGAAACAUGUUAAUAUAUCGGCGGACGAUGAACGAUUUUGGAAAUUUAGCUGGCAUGAAAUGGGAGUGUACGACUUACCGGCAGUUAUUGACUUUAUCCUUCGCAAAUCAGACUUUCCCAAAUUGCAUUAUAUUGGACAUUCGCAGGGAACAACUUCUUUUUUCGUUAUGUGUUCACAGCGCCCAAAUUAUAAUUCGAAAAUUCUGUUAAUGCAAGCUUUCGCCCCCGUCGUAUAUUUCUUCAACGUACGGACGCCUUUUAAAACUCUUUUGAAGAAUUCUUUGGACACUAUGUCGUUUGCAUCUUCGACACUAGGUCUAUAUGAACUUCUUCCCAAUUUGAAGCGACUUUCGAAUUUCAGUCAAACUGCCUGUUGGGAGCAUGUCCAAACUCAUAAAUAUUGCUCCAACCUGUUAUUUAUUUUGGCCGGUUAUAAUGAGCCGCAGAUGAAUAUGACUAUGCUGCCAGUAGUGUACGGACAUAUUCCAGCCGGGGCGUCGAUCAUGCAGUUGAUACAUUACGGCCAAAUACUGAAAUCAGGAGUAUUCCAACAAUACGACUACGGCCGGCUCGCGAACUUUCUACGCUAUCGGACAUUCGAACCACCUCGAUAUAAUCUCUCUAGGGUAACUGCACCUGUCAUCCUGCAUUAUGCAGACAAUGAUUAUCUUAGUGCACCGGAAGAUGUUGAGACGUUGGCCAAGCAGCUCCCUGGAAUCGUUUCGAAAAGGAUGGUACCCAUGCGACGAUUCAAUCACAUUGACUUCAUUUGGGGGAUUAAUAGUAAAGAACUUCUUUACUCUCAUGUCAUAUCCAAUAUGAAAAAAAUUGAACUGGGACGUUAGAAAAAUGAGUUUUUUGAACAUAGUGUGUCAGCAAUCUUUUUGUAUCAAUACUGGAAUAAACGGUUUUGCACAGUC